AUGACCCAGGGCGGCCAGCGGGGUCUUGGCAGACCGAUGCGUCCCCCAGCACGGCCCAUGGCCUCCCCGCGCCUGGGGACCUUCUGCUGCCCCACGCGGGACGCGGCCACGCAGCUGGUGCUGAACUUCCAGCCGCGGGCCUUCCACGCUCUGUGCCUCGGCAGCGGCGCGCUCCGCCUGGCGCUCGGCCUCCUGCAGCUGCUAACCGGCCGCCGGCCCGCGGGCCCCGCGGCCCCCUCCACCGCCCCACCCGCCUCGGUGCGCAUACUGCGUGCCGCCGUCGCCUGCAAUUUGCUCGGCUGCUUGGGUAUCAUAAUCCGGUCUUCGGCGUAGUUAGGACUCCCAGAUUUCGUUGAGAACAUCUCCGAUGUGAACAGAACAGACAUCUGGCCUGCCACUUUCUGCAUGGGGAGUGCAAUGUGGAUCCAGCUGUUGUACAGCGCCUGCUUCUGGUGGCUGUUCUGCUACGCAGUGGAUGCCUACCUGGUGAUAUGGAGAUCGGCAGGACUGAGCACCAUCCUGCUGUACCACAUCAUGGCCUGGGGCCUGGCCACCCUACUCUACCUGGAGGGAGCUGUCAUGCUUUACUACCCUUCUGUGUCCAGGUGUGAAAGGGGUCUGGACCACACCAUCCCCCUCUAUGUCACCACGUACUUGCCACUGCUCCUCGUCCUUGUGGCCAACCACAUCCUGUUCCAAAAGACAGUGACGGCAGUGGCCUCUUUACUAAAAGGACGACAAGGCAUUUACACGGAGAAUGAGCGACGGAUGGGAGCUGUGAUCAAGAUCCGAUUUUUCAAAAUAAUGCUGGUUUUAAUUAUUUGUUGGUUGUCAAAUAUCAUCAAUGAAAGCCUUUUAUUCUAUCUUGAAAUGCAACCAGAUAUCAAUGGAGGCUCUUUGAAAGGUGUGAGAAGUGCAGCCAAGACCACGUGGUUUAUUAUGGGGAUACUGAAUCCAGCCCAAGGAUUCCUCUUAUCUCUGGCCUUCUAUGGCUGGACAGGAUGCAGCCUGGAUUUUCAGGCUCCCCGGAAGGAGAUCCAGUGGGAAUCUAUGACAACCUCUGUCGCUGAGGGAACUUACCCGUCCCCAGGGGGCUCCUGUGUGCCCAGUGAAAACACCACUUCCAGGAAGAUGGCACGUGUCAGUGGACACAUUUCUGACGAAGCCCUGAGCAUGCUGUCUGAAGGUUCUGAUGCCAGCACCAUUGAAAUCCAUACUACAAGUGGGUCCCGCAAUGCAAAUGAUUUGGAGCAGAGGCUCCCCAAACACGUGGAGACCUAUGAAGGGGACUUGACAGGCGACCGGCCCCCACAUUCCUCAGACUCUGCACUUUUCAUUCUUUAG
This is a messenger RNA of Cynocephalus volans (Philippine flying lemur), 1344 nucleotides long. RefSeq names its product G-protein coupled receptor 143-like. Gene Ontology annotation, molecular function: L-DOPA binding; L-tyrosine binding; dopamine binding. Gene Ontology annotation, cellular component: plasma membrane; melanosome membrane. The record is from RefSeq and is a predicted model, not a curated record. Gene Ontology annotation, biological process: regulation of calcium-mediated signaling; G protein-coupled receptor signaling pathway; melanosome organization. NCBI's taxonomy places the organism in Eukaryota, Metazoa, Chordata, Mammalia, Dermoptera, Cynocephalidae.